UGCCGUCCGGCACUGGAACCUUUUUUCCAGGAUGGCUCAAGCUUCAGUUCAGAUUGGCACUCCGUUGUUGACCACCCGGCAGGCUGAGGAGCUGCACAAGUCGAUCCUAGCAUACCUCUCCUCCAAGAACCUCGCAAGUACGGCGGCUACUUUGAGGGAUGAACUCGACCUUGCCGAAGAGUCCUUUGACGCCGAAAAGGCAAAGAAAUAUGAAGGUCUCCUAGAAAAGAAGUGGACGAGUGUCGUCCGGUUGCAGAAGAAGAUCCUCGACCUCGAAUCCCGCAACCACCUCCUCCAAUCCGAAAUCGACAACGCCACGCCCUCCUCCCUCUCGCGCCGCACCCAAGACCCAACCAACUGGCUCCCCAAAGCCCCUCCGCGCUACGUCCUCGAAUCUCACCGCCUCCCCGUGACCUGCGUCGCCUUCCACCCGGUCUUCACCUCUCUGGCCUCGGGAUCCGAAGACUACACCAUCAAGAUCUGGGACUGGGAGCUCGGCGAGCUGGAGCGGACCAUCAAGGGGCACACCAAAGCCGUGCUGGACGUCGACUUUGGCGGACCCCGCGGCGGGACCCUCCUGGCGUCUUGCAGCUCCGACCUGACCAUCAAGCUGUGGGACCCGAGCGACGAGUACAAGAACAUUCGCACUUUGCCGGGGCACGAUCACAUUGUCAGUUCCGUCCGGUUCAUCCCCAGCGGAGCGGCCGGUGCGCCGGCCAGUGGCAACCUGCUGGUGAGUGCGAGCAAGGAUAACAGUCUGAAAAUAUGGGAUGUCACGACGGGGUACUGCGUCAAGACCAUCCUGGGCCAUGUGGACUGGCCGAGGGCGGUUUGUCCGAGCCAUGAUGGGCGGUAUCUGCUGUCGACGGGGAGCGACAAGUCGGUCCGCCUGUGGGACCUGGCGGGUGGGAGGGAUGCGGAGUGCAGGCUGGUGAUGUUUGGGCAUGAAAACUAUAAUCUCUGUUGCGCGUUUGCGCCGCCGACGGCGUACCCCCACUUGGCCAAGCUGGCGGGGUUGGAGAGGCCGCCGCCGCCGAGCUCGAGCGCGGAGUUUAUGGCUACGGGGUCGAGGGAUAAGCAGAUACGGUUGUGGGAUGGGAGGGGGAACUGUAUCAAGGUGUUGGUGGGACAUGAUAACUGGGUGAGAGGACUGGUGUUCCACCCGGGCGGAAAGUAUCUGCUCUCGGUAGCGGAUGAUAGGACGAUGAGGUGCUGGGACUUGAGCCAGGAGGGCAGGUGCGUGCAGACGCUGACGGGGGUGUAUGAAGGGUUUGUGAGCUGUAUCAGGUGGGCGCCGCCAGUGGUAAAGGAUGCGGAUGCCACGGCGGGGAAUGGCAGGUCGGAGGGCAGUUCGCUGGCGGAUCCGGUGGUGGCGGCGAGAAGGAGAGCGGCCACGGUGGGAAGUGUGAGUGCGAGUGUUCAGAUUAGGUGUGUGGUUGCUACGGGGAGCGUGGAUGGGGCGGAGGGUAAGGUUAGGAUCUUUGCUAACUAGGGGGUGAUGGUUUUUGAUGAUAACAUAUACAUGUAUAUGGACAUUAUAUAGAUAUCAUACAUAUGUUAUAUAGACAUGUAGAUUCUUUGGGUAGGCAGGCAGGCUACUCCGAAGCACUGAGAGGAGGGAAUCGCAUCGGUCUACGGAUCCAUAAUGAUGAAUUGACAUAAGGUUCAUGGGU
Messenger RNA from Neurospora tetrasperma FGSC 2508, 1673 nucleotides. RefSeq lists its product as uncharacterized. The transcript is spliced from 3 exons. NCBI's taxonomy places the organism in Eukaryota, Fungi, Ascomycota, Sordariomycetes, Sordariales, Sordariaceae. The record is from RefSeq and is a predicted model, not a curated record. Bases 32 to 1492 code for a protein of 486 amino acids. Gene Ontology annotation, molecular function: protein binding.